AUUUUGAAUAGUUUAGUAUUUCUGAUAUUUGAAUAUUAUUUGUGUUUCUUCUUAAUGUUUACCAGUUGUAAUUUAUAAGUUAUUUCUGUUAAUUGAGUUUUAUUGCAUUUCAAGAAUAAAAGAAGUGGUGUGUAUUUGGCCUAUGAUUUUUACAUUUCUAAUUUACUAUGGAUGAAAAUAAACAGUUUGAUAUUCUUGUUAAUAGUGAAAGUAUGAGAAGAUAUGCAUUUGCUUCAUGUAAAGAACAAUUUAAAUUGAAAGCAAAUCCUGAAUACAUGUAUAAUCUACUGAUAACACUACUGCCAAAAGAAAUUAAAACAGUUGAGUUUCUUAAUCUAAAAGAGCCACCCUCACCUGAAGGAAUAGAGAAAUUGUGGGAAUUACUUGAAAAUUUAAACAUCAGAAAUUCUCUAAUGAUUUUGAAAAAUGCAGAUCUUAGAAUGAUUGCUGACAAUAUAGAAAAAGCAUGGAGUAGAUUAAUAAAUGAAGUUAAAGAAAAACAUUCAAAUGAACACAGCUUUGUUCAAGUUUUACCAUUUGGUAAGAAGUAUAGAUUCCAAGUUAAAGAUAUUGUCACUCCAAUAGAAGUUAUAAAAAUUAAUAAAUCAAUGUUUAAACAAUGUCAACUGCCAACCGAAAUCACUUUUUACACUUUCCACGAAGUAUUAUUAACGGAUUUUGGAAAAAUUGUCAUUCAAGGCGAACCUGGAAUUGGGAAAAGUGUUCAUGUGAAAUAUCUUUUAAAUUCAUGGGCUAACAAUAAAUGGAAGGAAUUCAAUGACAAACUAUUCUUACUUAUCUCAAUAAAAGAUGUUUUUAUAGAGUCGAGAUUAAACAACAAUACAAGUUUGUACCAAUUGAUAAAAGAGCAAAAUUUUCCAAAAGAUUCUUGUAUUGAUGAGACUAUGAUCAAAGAAUGGUUUAAGGAGAAGAGAAAGGAUAUUAUUCUCUUCAUUGACGGAGCUGAUGAAUUGAAUAGCGGUGAUAACAACUCUAAUUCGUGGGUAACAAGUUUAAACUCAAUUAUAGAGGGUGUAAACUGUUCACUUCCAACGGUUGUUUGGUGCAGAAAUUGGAGAGCUGAGGAGAUAUUAUUCAGCUGCGAUUUGGCAUUAGAAUUAAUUGGCUUCAAUCGGCAACAGUUGAAAGAAUUUUUUCAAAAAUUUGAGGACAAUACUAAAUGCAAUAGUUUCAUUGAAGAGUUGGAUAAGGCUAAUAUUGGAAUGUUGAAGAGGAAUAUGAAGAUAAAAUCUACAAAGAUAUUCUCUUGA
Dimorphilus gyrociliatus is the source of this 1271-nucleotide messenger RNA. The record is from the annotation of a GenBank genome assembly. NCBI's taxonomy places the organism in Eukaryota, Metazoa, Annelida, Polychaeta, Dinophilidae.